CAGCAAUUGUGGGUUCAAUUACAGGCUCAAAAUGACCAGACACAAAGAACUUCUGAAAGUUGUCAUUCUAUUCUUGUUCUGGCAAAGGCAAAUGAAAGCUAUUCCAUGUUCGCUGGAAUAAUAUAUAUAUAUAAAACGGCAUAAGCGUCCUGUAAAACAUUUGAAGCUAAAGGGAUUCUGAGAUACUGCGCGAGCGGUUGCUGAAUAUGACAAACUGAAAGCAAUUGGUCGGGAGCGUUAUUCAGGCCUAUUCUGUCAGUAUUGAGAUCUCAUUUCUGUAGUAACUGAUGUAGUAUUUCCUUCUUGUCGUGGAUCGACGUACGCAUGUCUGGUUGGAACUUCCUCCUGUGGCCGUGGGUUUUCUUUGGUCAGUGUUCAUUCGGUGAGUGGAAUGUAGAAUCUGGCAGGUGAAGCACAUUGACGUUUUCGCAAUGAGCUACUGCAGUGAUACGUCAAGUGUCGACGACGAGUUGGAGACAUUACGAUGGUACCACUUUGACCUUUCACGCCAUGCCGCUGAAGCUCUUCUCCUGUCCAAUGGGAGAGAUGGGAGCUAUCUCCUCCGAAACAGUCACCAGGGUCCUGGUAGCUUUGCCCUGUCUGUAAGGGCCAAAGAUUCAGUGAAACAUUUCCAUGUAACACGGAAAAGCGGCGGCUAUGCCUUUGGCUUCAAUGAGUUUGCCACCCUCCAGGAUUUUGUCAACCAUUUUGCCAACGAGCCUCUGUUGGGGAGCGAGACAGGUACCCUCAUAGUCCUUAAAUGUCCAUAUCCAUGGCGUGUAGAAGAGCCUUCAAUCUAUGAGUCUGUGCGAGUUCACACUGUCAUGCAGGCAGGACGGACCGAGAACGACCUGGUGGUUAACGCUCCAUCAUUAGGAACAAAGGAGGGCUAUUUGGUAAAGUUAGGAGCAUUCAUAAAGAACUGGAAACAGAGGUGGUUCACAUUAAACCGAAAUGAACUCAAAUACUUCAAGGACAAAAUGUUUGACGAGCCCAUUCGCACCUUGGAUCUGACUGCAUGCUCGGCUGUCCAGUUUGACUACUCCCAGGACAGGGUCAAUUGCUUCUGUCUGGUGUUCCCCGAGAGGACAUUUUAUCUGUGUGCUAAGAGUGGAGUGGAGGCGGAUGAGUGGAUCAAGAUAAUACGAUGGAAACUGUCACAGAUAAAAAAAGGAAGAUGACAACAUGAAGUGGAGAGCAGAGCUGUGAUAUUAUGCCAACUGUGGACAGUCAAAAAGGAAUAUUCCCCAUGAACUUUGAGUUCUUCACCUAAGAACUGGUGGACUAUCACUCCUGCUAGCCACAGAUGACCAGCUGGUAAACCAAUAAUGGGCACUAACUUUUGAAAUGUCUUUUUUCGUAACUGCCAGUAUAUGCACAAUGAGUGUUGUAAAUAAACAUGUUAAGUUCCUCUUUCCAUUUUCUACACUGAUGUUCCCAAUGGAAGACAAUUACUUAAAUGUGAUUUUUCCAAAUGUCACCCCAAUGUAUUCUUUGUGAAUAUUUAUUAUAAUAAAGAAAACUGCAUCAAUCA
This is a messenger RNA of Esox lucius (northern pike), 1534 nucleotides long. RefSeq names its product dual adaptor of phosphotyrosine and 3-phosphoinositides (gene dapp1). The transcript is spliced from 9 exons. NCBI's taxonomy places the organism in Eukaryota, Metazoa, Chordata, Actinopteri, Esociformes, Esocidae. The record is from RefSeq and is a predicted model, not a curated record. The coding region runs from base 432 to 1181 and encodes 249 amino acids.